UAACAGCGCCUUUCAGCAGACGCACUCAUAAAUACAAAUAGAAAUAGAUAAAAUAAUCAAAAUUGAAAAGCGCUAAUUUGGUAAAAUUAAUAGCGCGCGUUUUAAGUACGUUUACAACAUCAAAAUUAAGUUAGGCAUAGAGCUUUUUAAACGAGACCACGUGCGAUUUAAAUGCGCUUUCAAGUCAGCAAUUUCGAGACGUAAAUUGCAUUGCAAUUUAAUACAGCUGCCGCAUUGCUUAAAUAAUACUAAAUCAAACCAACCCGUUUCUGAGAUCCACCUACCGGAGUUAGAAUGCAAAACAAUCCCAGUCCACAGUUACCAUGCAAGGGCAUUUUAAAGACUUCGCGCAGUUUUGACAAGUCGGGCGCCAGUUUUCGCAAAAGUGCCAAGUUCGAUGAGCUAAAUGUGCUGCAAACAUUUCAUCCAGUCGACAAGGAUUACGGACACAUGAAGAUCGAUGAGCCAAAAACACCCUACAACUAUACGGAGCCAUUCAAUGAGAACAAAGACGAGCUGGACACCGAGCUGCUGGUCGAGAAACUACGUAUUGCUGCCAGCUCACAACAGACUUCCCAAAGCAUUGACGAUGAAGGGUCUUCCGGCGAUGAUCAGCCCAUUAGCGAAGAGGAGCGACAACGGCGUCGUGAAUUCGAGAGGCGUCGCAAAGCGCAUUAUCGCGAAUUCGAGGCAGUUAAAUUGGCUCGCAAAUUGAUUCAGGAGGAGGACGAUGAUGAUGAUGAUGAUAAUGAAGUAGCGUCUGGCUCCAUCGAGGCCUCCAGUUCCGCCAGCUAUGCGAGCUGCUCAAACCAAAAGCCAGGUCCAAAAGCAACCACAUCCGCGUCCACCAAUGCCAGCAAUACCAGUACCAACAACAUGGAGCUGGAGCCAUCCCACAAUUAAUAGCAAUACGUAUAAAACAAUAUCAAACAGGGUUCUAACUGGCGUUAAUUGUUGAUGUUUAUCGUUGUCCACGCUGGCUGCUCAUCCGAAACUUAAUUUAUUGCUACGUGAUGAAUUGAAUUGAAUUUACAUUUACAUUUACAUUUACCCAGCGGGUCGGGUAACGUUCGUAUGUUUCAAAUCGCAGCCGGCGCUAAAUUGUGUUUUCCAUCAAUGAAAAUAUAUAUUGCAAAUGAAAUAGAAAUCUAAUGAAAUUACGCUGCUGGAUAUUUUACAACUAAAGUGCACAUUAUAAACUAAUAUACGAGUAAAUAUACAUAUAUAUAAAUUGGUAGCGUUAUA
Drosophila mojavensis is the source of this 1245-nucleotide messenger RNA. RefSeq names its product protein phosphatase inhibitor 2 (gene I-2). Lineage: Eukaryota; Metazoa; Arthropoda; Insecta; Diptera; Drosophilidae. The record is from RefSeq and is a predicted model, not a curated record. Gene Ontology annotation, molecular function: protein phosphatase inhibitor activity. The coding region runs from base 295 to 903 and encodes 202 amino acids. Gene Ontology annotation, biological process: regulation of signal transduction. The transcript is spliced from 5 exons.